GAUGCUAAAACAGGGGAAGGUGGAUAAACUGGAGGAUUUAAAACUCAUUAAAAAAAACAAAAACGAAGGAGACGGCACUGAGGCUCAGAAAAGAGACUCUUCCAUUCUCUGCCUUGUGCAUGUUAUAAAUACACUUUAGAAACAGGCACACAAUCAGUGAUAUUUGCUCUUACUAGAAGCAGUCGCUGGAUUUUUAGCUGCCAGCAGGGGGCGAACUACUAACCGCUGGUCUUGCUGUUCUGUGCGUUCCUUCUAUCCUGCUCGACUCAACGUGCUGGGAGGACGGGUUUGUGUUUGCACUUUGCAUUGCCGAACAAGAGGCCAUGCAAAAAGCGGGGUUUCUGGGCUGCACUAAGAUUGCCUAGAGCAAUAUCCUGCUUGCAUUCAAAGCCGGGUAGAACGUUCUUGCAAAUGCAUGUUUUAAUUCAUCUUGAUUCCGCAUUGAUUUUAGGAAAAUAAUAAUAAGCUAUGGGAUUGUUGCUACCCAGAAGGGCUCAAAGUUUCCUGCCUGGUGUAGUAAAUCUGAGAAGAGUUUUUGCUUCCUGCAUGAUCACAGGUAGGACGGGCCCGCGCUGCUCUGCCAGCCAGUCCUCAGCAGCCGACAGCCCCAUGGAAGAGGAGAAAUAUUGCCCGCUGUAUCCUGGCCACAUCCCAACCACCCCUCUGCAGAAAGCCCUGCUGGCUGCAGGCUCAGCAUGCAUGGCGUUGUACGAUCCCUACCGGCAUGAUAUGGUGGCUGUUCUCGGGGAGACAACCGGCUAUCUGGCUCUGCAGAAGCUCCGAGAGAGGAUGAGGAACGACCCGGAGGGAUACCGGAUCCUACAAGAGCGUCCUCGGAUACGCCUCUCCACGCUGGAUAUCUCUGGGCUCCGGGCACUUCCUGACGGGACCUUUGGUCGAGAAUAUGUCCGGUUUCUGGAUGAUAAUGUUUCUCCAGACACGAGGAUGCCCGCCAAGUUCGUAGAUGACGAGGAACUGGCCUAUGUGGUCCAGCGGUACCGAGAAGUCCACGAUUUGAUGCACACCCUCCUCGGCAUGCCCACCAACAUGCUUGGGGAGGUGGUGGUGAAAUGGUUUGAGGCCGUCCAGACUGGCCUGCCCAUGUGCAUUCUGGGAGCUGUGUUUGGCCCCGUCCGCCUUAACGCCCGGAAACUCCGCAUCCUGACCACUGAACUUAUCCCCUGGGCUGUUCGGAGCGGAAACAACGCCGGCUGCAUCCUGAACUUCUAUUAUGAGCACCGCUGGGAACAAACGGUGGAGUCCCUUCGCGAUGAAAUGGGGAUCUUCCCGCCGCCAACGAUGUGCGCGUAGAUCUGUGCUGAGGAUAAGCCCAGCCUCGCUGACCGAGUGGCCAGUAAGGAAAGAAUCAUGGAAUCCUUGGAUGUUGGACCUGCUCUGGGACUUUGUCCAGUGAAGAGAUUUGCUAGUCAAUCAGUGUUUGUUGGUUUUAUCCCUCCACCUCUCAAAAAACCCCUCUCAAUCUUUUUUGCAAUAAAUAGCCACGUUGGUAGCAAA
Messenger RNA from Hemicordylus capensis (graceful crag lizard), 1515 nucleotides. It is a transcript of the gene COQ4, whose product is annotated as coenzyme Q4. The coding region runs from base 469 to 1311 and encodes 280 amino acids. The record is from RefSeq and is a predicted model, not a curated record. Gene Ontology annotation, biological process: ubiquinone biosynthetic process. Lineage: Eukaryota; Metazoa; Chordata; Lepidosauria; Squamata; Cordylidae. Gene Ontology annotation, cellular component: mitochondrial inner membrane; mitochondrion. The transcript is spliced from 7 exons.